Paramecium pentaurelia is the source of this 2214-nucleotide messenger RNA. Lineage: Eukaryota; Ciliophora; Oligohymenophorea; Peniculida; Parameciidae. The record is from the annotation of a GenBank genome assembly.
AUGCAGAUUUUAAUCAAUAUGUAUUCGUAAUUUAUUUUAAGUGUGAUAGGAUGCUUCUUAAUUAUCUUCUCAACGUUUUGGUUCAGGACUCCAAUUAGAGAUAUCAAUGAAAUUAUUGCAUUUAGAAAACCUAUUUAUGAUUAAGUAGUAUUGCUAUUUUUGGAUGCCACAGGUUAUCGAUAUAUAAUGAAUGAAAGUAAGGAUCAUUAGAUAUUCUAAACUAUCACUUUAUUGAGGGGAUUAAGGGAGACUUAUCCACUUCAUACAUUCCUUCAAAAAACUAAGGCUGUCCCACCUUCUACAGACUUUACUAUAUUAAGUAUAAUUAAUGGAAUCAAACAGAUGUAAAACAAUUUGGAUGUGAUAUUCAAGUCUUAUCCAGCACCUUAUGAAGAUUCUCUACUCAGAAAACAAUUUAAAACAGCUCUUUAUUCAAGUAAAAAAUAAGACUGGCUAAGAAUGACUUCAGGAGAAUUCACUUAUAUUGAAAACCCUUAAUUUUUUAAUUUAGAUAACAUUUAAUUAGCAGAUCUUUCAUCAUAUUAAUUCUUUAAAUAAUCAUUCUAAUAAGCUAAACCAGACUACCAAUUAUAUAUAGUUCAUAUGAUGGGAUUUGAUGCAUUAGGACAUGCCUUAUAAUAUUAAGAUUAUGAUUAAGGAAUAUAAUUAUUAAGAAUGUAUAAUUCUAUUUUAGAAGGAGUGGUUAAUAGUUUAAAAGAAAAUCAACUUUUAAUUGUGAUAGGUGAUCAUGAUCAAAGUAAAAGAGGAAAACAUUAUUAAUGUUCUUAAGAAUCAUUUGAAUGUGAAGGUUUUAUAUUUGCAUUCUCAUUCAAUGAACUUACAACAGAUGAUUAAAUCUAUGAAUAUUAUGAACCUACUGAUUUAUCAGCAACUAUCAGUUCAUUAUUAGGAUAUUAACCAACAAGCUAAAAUCUAGGAAAAAUAAUACCUUAAUUCUAUCCUAAAAAUUUAAAUAGUUCAGAAAUCUAAAAUGAUUAAGAGAUGAUCAAAUAAUAAGUGCUUAAAUAUUUAUAAACAUAAGGAUUUAAAAUAUAAUCCACAUUUAUUGAAGAACUAAAAUAAGUACCUGCAGAUCAAGUUGUAAGUCAUAUUUAAAGAAACUUAUAAAUUGGUGUACCAAGAAAAGAAUCCUUUAUAAUUGGAAUAAUGUUAUUAUUAUUUAGUAUCUACUCAAUGAGAAGUCUUUGGGGAUUUUAAGAAAUCUUAAUCAUUGUAUCAACUGGAUUCUUUAAUCCUUAAAUUAUGAUUAUAGGAUUAUUGAUAUUAGUAAUCAUUAAGAAAGAAUAUAAUUUAAAAUGGAUUCUCAAAAUAUUAGCUUUCUUGUUGUUCAUUUAACUUAAUUAUAUGGGUUAUAUUCCUGAGAUUCUAUUAUCAAUUGAAAUACAAUUCCUACUCAUUUUAGUAAUUAAAUAUCAUACAUAUAUACGUUCAGGAUAAACUUUUACUAAAUGGAAAAUAUCAUUAUUAUUUGCAUUAGUAACUAUGUCAUCAUUUACAGUUUAUGUGUUUUUCCUAUUGGGUUAAAGUGAAUUUGAAUUAAAGAGGUCUUUCUUAAUUAGUAUGAUAAUUGUUAUAAUAUUUCUUUGUGUUAUAGAUCCAAGGUAUUUUAAUUAAGGAAAAGUUAAGGCUUUAUAUGUGACAAUACUUUUUAUUUUGUCUGAUGUUACAAUAAUAUUCUAAUUAAAUUACUCUAAGAAUUUUAUAUAAUUUAUUCUAUAAUUUAUGCUAUUGCAAUUUAUUGAUGUAGGAUAGAAUGUACUCAUUUCUAAAAUUAUAUAUAAUGCAAUAAAUCCCAUUAAAAUAGAUCAUUAAGUUUUUAAAGGUCAUUAAUAAGUUAAUAUGAAUUCUAUGAUCAUACUCACUUAAGAAUUUGAUAUUGGACCAUCCUUAUUUUCUGUUUUUAUUGGUAGUUUUGGAUGCUAAAUAAUAGGAAUUGCUACAUUAUUUUUUAAUAAACUUAAUUAAAAUAGACAUAAAAUAAUAAGUGCAUUGAUUAUUUCAUCCAUCUCUAAUCUACUUUUAGAUUCAUGGCGGAUACUGAAUUAUAAAUAAUCUAUUCUCAACACUAAUCAAAUGAUUGAAGAAUAGAUUGCAUUAUUAAACAGUUUGCCAUUAAAAUUAGUAGAAUUGAUCAUAUAUAACUUAACUUUAAUUAUUUUGGCUAGAUAAACCAAGAAAUAGAGAUAGAUGUGA